Lagopus muta (rock ptarmigan) is the source of this 2852-nucleotide messenger RNA. It is a transcript of the gene METTL2A, whose product is annotated as methyltransferase 2A, methylcytidine. The coding region runs from base 36 to 1136 and encodes 366 amino acids. The transcript is spliced from 9 exons. Gene Ontology annotation, molecular function: tRNA (cytidine-N3)-methyltransferase activity. Lineage: Eukaryota; Metazoa; Chordata; Aves; Galliformes; Phasianidae. The record is from RefSeq and is a predicted model, not a curated record.
GCGGGACUUCCGCUUCCGGCGGCACCCUAUCCGUCAUGGCGGCGCCCAGCGAGGCGCCGGAGCGGCGGCGGCCCUUCGGGAGGCGCUUCCUCACCGACCCCGCCCGCCUCUUCCAGCAUAACGCCUGGGAUAAUGUGGAAUGGUCAGAAGAGCAGGAAGCCACUGCCAGGAGUAAAGUUCAAGAGAACAGCUCACAGCUAUUGCCACAAGAUAAACAAGAGGACUAUGAGGUGAAUGCUAAGAGAUACUGGGAUGACUUUUAUAAGAUCCAUGAAAAUGGCUUCUUCAAGGACAGGCACUGGCUGUUCACUGAAUUUCCUGAGCUGGCACCAAACAGGAACCCGAGUCAAAAUGAGGAUUCUCUAUGUGAAGAGGUACCCAAAAAUGAAGGGCUGGGAAGCUGUGAAAAUGGACAUUGCACGGUAGAAACCAGAGCAGAGAAUCAGUUAAACCUGAUAAAAAGCAGGUCUGGAUUCUGUGCAGAAGAGCUGGCUCCACAGAAGAUAAAACAAAGUGAUGAAGAUUUCCCAGGAUCUUCUGCUUCUUAUCGUAUAUUAGAGGUUGGCUGUGGUGCUGGAAAUACAGUUUUCCCAAUUUUACAGACCAACAAUGAUCCAGGCCUUUUUGUUUAUUGCUGUGACUUUUCUACGACAGCCGUGGAUCUCGUCCAGAGCAACGUGGAAUAUGAUUCUUCUCGCUGCUUUGCAUUUGUCCAUGACCUCUGCAAUGACCAAAGUCCCUUCCCAAUGCCAGAUGAAAGCCUUGACAUUGUCAUUCUCAUCUUUGUCCUCUCAGCGAUUCUCCCAGAGAAGAUGCAGCGUGUCAUUAACAAACUGAGUCGCCUUCUGAAACCUGGAGGAGUGAUUUUGUUACGAGAUUAUGGCCGUUACGACCUAGCCCAGCUUCGGUUCAAGAGAGGUCAGUGUCUGUCUGCUAACUUCUAUGUGAGAGGUGAUGGCACCAGAGUCUAUUUCUUCACCCAAGAUGAAUUAGAUGAUCUCUUCACAAGAGCUGGCCUGCAGAAAAUACAGAAUCUGGUUGAUCGUCGACUGCAAGUGAACCGUGGGAAGCAAAUGACAAUGUAUCGAGUUUGGAUCCAGUGCAAAUACCAAAAGCCUGCUGCCCCUCAGCUGUGAGGAAGCAGGGUCAGAUUUUAUCCUCUUGGUGGCCGUGUGCAGUCUCGCCCUGGUGAGAUUCUUUGUUGAGGAAGUCAGCGUGCACAGAACCUCAGUGCCUUGUAUAGCACCUAGCAUCACUUCAAAUGAGUUUUGCUAAGGACAGAUGGUCUAGGAGGAGACCAACCAGUAUUUAAGGUGUCUUGCUACUGGGCUGGAUUUUUAAAGUUUAUAGUUUUUAACAACAUAAGAAAGUCAUGCUAAGAGCAGCUGAGCAAGUUGAGUAGCAGGCCUCUCUUCCUGUGGACUUCUGCAUGAAACAAGAUCUUCAACCUUGUCUCUGUGUUGUGUACUCUUGUUCUUUUGUUCCCAAGGCACAGUUGGUAAAUCAGAUUUCCUUUGCAGCUGGUUAUUAGGUACAAUAUGGAUCCUUUUGUCAACUUAUCUCAUGCAGUUCUCUUCCAGUUCUUCAGAUUUGUGCAGAUCCACCAGUUAAAAUACAUUUAUUGAGGACAUGAACUGAGAGCAUGCUUGUUUCUCUGUGCCACUUUCCUGGUGGGCAGAUAACCUGUGAAGAAUGCAGAUUAUUGCUCUUCCUGUCUUUGAGAUUGUUUGUAGAGGAAGCUAGCACACUGUAGCUCAGGUGCUGCGAAUUCACAUCCGAUAGAGUUCAACCUGUCAGAAAUGGGAGGUUGAUGCCAUUUUUGAAGCACCUCCAGAGUGCAGAGAGACAAAAGCAGCUUGUGGGACCAGAGUUUGCUCAGAAUCCAUUACCUGCUUUUUCUGCCUGAACAGUCAAGAAGUGUUCUUGCUUGUGACCUGGUUCUGCAGCCAGCUGCACUGCCCUGUCAUGGUGAUGUGCUCAACCAAAGAAGGCAAGGCACUUGUCUUUGAUAAGAAAUCUGAAGAAUGUCUACCAACGUUUGAUUUCUUAAAGGAAACCAAGUGUGGCUUUCUGAAGGUAUUACCCCACUUGGCAGCUAACAACUUUUAUUCCAUUUGGUUUAUUUGGUUACUUUUAGGAUGCUGGACAAUGGAUGUUAGAAUAAAUUCUGAGGUAACGUUUUUCAUUGCUGGUUUGAGCAAUAGAAAUGAAGCUUCCACAGAAACUCACAUGCCUGUAGGCACUUGAUCUGAAGGAUUUCAGCCACUGUUGGGUAACUACUGAUUUUUUUAUUUAUUUUUUCCUUGAAGAAACAAUGCUUACUAAGUGUGCACCAUCAGCUGCAGAGCACUUUGUGCUGUGCAUAGCAUGCAGAUUUUGUUAUCUGGACACUAGUAUUAAUAGUUUACAGUUGCCUAAGAAUAACUGUCGACUGUAAGGACACAUAGAUGAUGAAAUAAGUGCUCUCUUGAGAUGGAGGAGAGAGUAAAAAGCUGACGAAAUGCCAUUGCUGUAUUUGGAGGGUCUGCAGGAAUUUUCCAGGAGCAUCCUUUUGUGAAGGCUUGGAAGGGGCAUGCUCUUUGCUAGGCAUGUGGUAGCACAAUGGGUUCAUAACUUCCACAUCCCUGUGUCACCCCACAGUGAAUAGUUUGUCUUCUAAUGCAGGCUUCCUGGGUCAGGCCAUUUCAGCCCUUGCUGUGGAAUCAAAGAGUAGGGAAGAGAAUUCUUGUUCAAUUGGUUAUAGUAUAUAUUAUGUGAAGGAUUCUCUUCCCAGUUAUUUCUUUCUAAAAUGCUGGCAGACUUUCCAGCAUUUCCAAAUGACAUAAAAAAUGAAGCUUGAAGCAGUUGUUUCU